UGUAAAUCUAAAUUAAGCGUGUUAUUCGUACAAAACUUUUUGGCUUCACGAGAAAUUAUUAAAUUUAACAAUAUGUAUAACCAAAUAAGACAGGUUGUGAUCGUAGUUGCAGAGUUCGGAAUAACGCACACUGUAAUCCGGACACAAGAAUGUUUUUCUGCAGGGAUGAUGGUAUAUGUUGUGAAAAGAACAUCAAAUGCGUUUAGACUUUUACGACUUUCGUAUCAUGUUUGUAACUCGAAAAUCAACUGCCUUUCGUAG
Racocetra persica is the source of this 261-nucleotide messenger RNA. NCBI's taxonomy places the organism in Eukaryota, Fungi, Glomeromycota, Glomeromycetes, Diversisporales, Gigasporaceae. The record is from the annotation of a GenBank genome assembly.